This is a messenger RNA of Juglans microcarpa x Juglans regia, 1391 nucleotides long. RefSeq lists its product as uncharacterized. The record is from RefSeq and is a predicted model, not a curated record. Gene Ontology annotation, cellular component: endoplasmic reticulum. Bases 55 to 1053 code for a protein of 332 amino acids. The transcript is spliced from 2 exons. NCBI's taxonomy places the organism in Eukaryota, Viridiplantae, Streptophyta, Magnoliopsida, Fagales, Juglandaceae.
AUAUUAAUACAUACAUCAACCAAUACUGUCUGUCUCUCUCCGUGUGUGUAGGUCAUGGCCAUGGCUUGUUGCUCCACCAAGUCGCUGUUCCUCCUCUUCCUCCUCUCAGCCAUACCCAUCGCCUACCUCAUCUCUCUCGAGCUCGCCAAGCCCUCCACCCAUGUCUACCACUACCACAGCUCCGGCUGGUUCCGCGAGUGCUCCAAGUGGGACGAUCGUAAUCGUCGGUUCCUCGUCUCUUUCCUCGAGGGUGGUGUGGGCCAAAUUUCAAUUCCCGAGAAAAAGGAUGGAGACCGGUAUCCGCCUGAGGCCGUCUUGGAGGAGGUCACGGUGGUGAAGGACUUUGACUUGGCCGGAAAUGCUACCCUCGGUCUCGUCGUCGACCGACCGAGGAAUCGGCUCCUAGUGGCGAUCGCCGAUGUCAUAGGGAACCGUUACAGUGCGGUCGCGGCCUAUGAUUUAUCCACCUGGAAGCGGUUGUUUCUCACCCCCCUGAGUGGCCCAAGUGAUGAGAAAUCUUUCGCGGAUGAUGUAGCAGUUGAUGCAGAAGGCAAUGCAUAUGUUACUGAUGCAAAAGCUAGUAAAAUCUGGAAAGUUGGUGUUGAUGGCAAGUUCCUAUCGAUCAUUAGAAGUCCACUCUUCACUCCAAAAGAGUGGUACAAAACCUUGGUUGGACUUAAUGGAAUUGUCUACCAUCCAGAUGGUUUUCUGAUUGUAAUUCAUACAUUCAGUGGCAAUUUGUUUAAGAUCGAUUUAGCAAAUGGAGAGGAGGUUAAGUUAAUAGACAUAGUAGGAGGGCCUCUGACAUUUGGAGAUGGUUUGGAAUUAAUCUCGCCAACUAAGCUUGUAGUUGUAGGGAAUCCUUCUGGGAGAUUAGUGGAGAGUCAUGAUGGGUGGGAGACUGCUUCUGUUGUGGCAACAUUCUCCGGGCCUAGGCAUCGUUUGGCCACGGCAGCAACCGUGAAGGAUGGGAAGGUGUAUCUCAAUCACAUGUUCGGCAUGGGAUACCCUAAGAAGAAACAUGCCAUUGUUGAGGCUGUUUUUUCUGCUUGAAAGAGGACGAUCGAAACAGUGUAUGCCAUAGAUAGAUGCAGCAGUGUGCUGGUUUGCCAUUUACAGUCUUCAGUGAAUUCCUUUUUCAGUCCUAAUAGAAGGCCUCUGUUCCGAUUUGUCCACGUGGAUGCGGCCGUUUCUCACCAACCUGGUGGCCCAAGUAAGUUGAAAACUCAAAGAAGAAUCUCUUCUAUUUGGUGCUUGGAGCUUUUCUUUUUCUCCAUUUCUUUAUGUUCAAUUAUAAACAAGUGAUUACAAAGUUGUAGUAAUAUUAUUACAUUGUAAAACACUGAUUGCGAAUGCAAGUUGAAGGUUUAACAUUUUCUUCGAGCUAUUCA